Orussus abietinus is the source of this 1161-nucleotide messenger RNA. It is a transcript of the gene Wnt10, whose product is annotated as protein Wnt-10a. Gene Ontology annotation, cellular component: extracellular region. The record is from RefSeq and is a predicted model, not a curated record. Lineage: Eukaryota; Metazoa; Arthropoda; Insecta; Hymenoptera; Orussidae. The transcript has 4 exons. Gene Ontology annotation, biological process: canonical Wnt signaling pathway; neuron differentiation; cell fate commitment. Gene Ontology annotation, molecular function: cytokine activity; frizzled binding. Bases 1 to 1161 code for a protein of 386 amino acids.
AUGCCUCCGUCCCGACGACGAGUCCUGAAGGGCCCGAAAAGGAUCCCCAGAUUGCUCCUGUUCAUCGCUUUGCUGCUGAUGCUCUUCGAACAAAAGUGGGCAACAGGCUUGAUGAGUAAUUCAGUGGACGACUGGGUGAGCGGCAGCGCCGUCGUCUGCAAUGGGAUUCCUGGACUGACCAAGGAGCAGAGGGAACUAUGCCACAGGAGCCCCGACGUGACAGUGGCAGCCUUGAAAGGCCUGCAAAUGGCCAUUUCGGAAUGCCAACAUCAGUUCACCUGGCACAGGUGGAACUGCUCCUCUCUGACGCCGAGCAGCAGGAACCAGCAGAGCAGCGUCCUUCUUCAGCGUGGUUACAGGGAGACGGCAUUCGCCUACGCGAUCUCGGCCGCCGGGGUCGCUCACAGCGUGGCCAGGGCGUGCAGCAUGGGUCGACUUCUGUCCUGCGGAUGCGACCCCUCCAGCUACAAGGGCAGGACUCCUGCCAAAGCCCGCGGGACCCAGUGGAAGUGGGGCGGGUGCUCGCAUAACCUGGAGUACGGGAUGGAGUUCUCCAAGGAGUUCCUGGACAGCCGAGAAAAGGCCGGGGACAUCCAGUCGACGGUCAACCUGCACAACAACCAAGCAGGACGGCUGGCUGUCGCCAGCAACAUGCAAGUCCGCUGCAAGUGCCACGGGAUGUCGGGCAGCUGCGAGCUGAAGACUUGCUGGAAAGUGACCCCAGACUUCCGGAUAGUGGGAAAGACGCUGAAGGAUCGAUUCAAGAACGCUGUGUUGGUCGCCCAGAGCAACCUGGGGAGCGUCACCCCCUUGACAAGGGUUAGGGGGUCCAGAAGACGACGUCCGGAUAGGCAGAGACAGCGCAAGCAUCGCGGAGGACGUCGAAGGCGACCGAGAGACCUGGCCAAGCAGCUCUUCUACUAUCAGAAAUCCCCGAAUUUCUGCGAAAGAGACCCUGCAGCUGACAUCCCCGGUACAGCAGGUCGCAGGUGCAACAGGACCAGCGGGGGCGGCGACGGGUGCGCCGCGUUAUGUUGCGGCAGGGGGUACAACGUCGUCAGACAGAGACGGACGGAGAGGUGCAGGUGCAAGUUCCACUGGUGCUGCUUCGUCCAGUGCCAAAACUGCACCGUCGAAGAGUGGAUCACGGUCUGCAAGUGA